AGGAAGAGGCGAUUGAGUUGAGCUAAAUUCCUAUGAAACUUUGGAAUUUUAAAUUAAUUUUACUACUACUCUAUCUGGGAAAUUCUACAGAAAGUUUUUACAAAAAGCUUAUCAUAAGCGUCAAAAAGUAGGAGCCUUUAGAUUGAAAAAAAAGGAUAAAAGCAAAACCGGGAUUUACCGGUUAUAGGUAAUCAAAGAAAUUCACUAAAGUAAAAAAAAUCUUCUUUAGGUUAAAAAAACAUUUCCUCCCCAAGCCGCCGUUCCCCGUUCCUCCUCCAGACCCAUUCCGGUCGACGCCGCCGCCGUGUUUGCCACUCUCCGACGCCGGUCGAAAAAUCCCGCUACAUCAUCAAUGCCGUAGGUUCUGUUCAAGGCAACAUUUUAUGCCAUCCCAUGCUUUCCUCUUCUUCACUGCGGUUCUGACCGAUCCCGCUGGACAUCGUCGCCGUGUCUGUCAUUUUCCGAUGACUAACGAAGGCCAGUGUCUCGUCAGUGCCGUAGGUUCCAAUUGGUGCAUUUUGGUCGUUCCUCUUCUUCGCCGUGGGACCGGGUUACUGCUCUCGACGUUCCCGCCCUCUUUUGACAAUGGUAUAGUGAUAUCAAUAACGGUUCUAAUGGCAAGUGGGUUCCCAAACAAACAACAAAUCCUAGCCUCUAAACACUAUGUUGGUGUCGUAAUCGAAGGAGAAGAACGAGUGAGCGGUCAAGAUGUUCGGGGCCAAAAUAGUUGUACCAUCACCAAUGUGCAUGCCUUCAGCAACGAGACCAUGACACAACAAGGCCCAAAAAAAGAAACAAACAUCUAAACUGCCGUGAAAAUUUGCCGAAACCAUCAAAAGGAGUGGAGCCACGACCAUCAUAAGUGGCCUCAGCCCCCAAAUAACAGAAUUAGUGCAGUGAGUCCAAAGCCCAACGAAAUUCAAUCGAUAGAAAGCCUAGCAACGACGGCAUCUUACCUAUGCUCAUAAAGGUCCAAGCCUAAGUGAACAGAAACAAGCACAAGACAUAGAGAGAGCCAUGCUCUAAGCAAAAGCAUACAGAAACCCACACAAUGGCAGGGGUCGGCCCAAAUCACAGCAGCAAAAUGUGAAAAACGAUUAUGGGGUGAGAUCGCAAGGUUAUUAUGCCGAAAACGCUGACACAAAGAUCCGCCGUGCUGACAGUGAAGAAGAAGGGAAAACCUAACUCUUUUAGCAGAAAAUAAAAAUCAAGAGCAUGAUUCAUUUCUCUUGAAUUGUACAAUGUAUAUUGUUCCACACCAUAAAAAGUAACUAUUAUUUUAGUAAUAGAUGAUUUAUUAAAUUAA
This is a messenger RNA of Gossypium arboreum, 1306 nucleotides long. RefSeq lists its product as uncharacterized. The transcript is spliced from 2 exons. The coding region runs from base 384 to 806 and encodes 140 amino acids. Lineage: Eukaryota; Viridiplantae; Streptophyta; Magnoliopsida; Malvales; Malvaceae. The record is from RefSeq and is a predicted model, not a curated record.